Messenger RNA from Miscanthus lutarioriparius, 630 nucleotides. Lineage: Eukaryota; Viridiplantae; Streptophyta; Magnoliopsida; Poales; Poaceae. The record is from the annotation of a GenBank genome assembly.
AUGGCGCCGCAGGAUCGGCGAAGCUCGGCCCGGAAGCUGGGCUCCCCGAGAAGGCAUGAAGGAGGCGAGGUCGCCGGCGGCAGCGGCCCGAUCAAACGUCUCGUAGAACUCGCAGAGCGGGGUGGAAUCCGGGUCGGAGGCGGCCUUCUCGCGGACCCAGGAGGCCGUGAGGCGGCGGCAGGCGGUGUCGACGGAGUCCCACGUCGCGGCGGCGGACGCCUGCGGGGGGACGCAGAGGUUCUUGCGGGAGGAGAGGCCGAGCGCGAGGAGGGAGCGGGAGGCCGGCGGCGGAAGGUGCGCGAAGAGAAGACGGAGCUUGGCGAGGGUCUUCUCCAUCUCAUGCACGGUGUGGGUACAGUAGAUGAGGCGGAGCGGGUGGGCCGGGUUGGCGAGGGAGUAGGAGGUGAUGAGGGAGAUGAGCACCGCCGUCUUGCCCGUGCUCGUGCGCAUCUCCAACAGCGCGUGCCCGCGCGCGUCGAGGGCGCGCUUCAGCUGCCCCAUGUACGCGUGCUACUCGGGGUAGAUCGCCGUGUACAGGAAGUGCACCGGCAGGCCAUCCAGGCACAUAGAUUUAUUGCGGUCAUCAAGGAAUUGUUGAGGGACGACAACCAGCUACGCCCAAAAGGAUAA